Messenger RNA from Orussus abietinus, 3444 nucleotides. It is a transcript of the gene Nt5b, whose product is annotated as cytosolic purine 5'-nucleotidase. NCBI's taxonomy places the organism in Eukaryota, Metazoa, Arthropoda, Insecta, Hymenoptera, Orussidae. The record is from RefSeq and is a predicted model, not a curated record. Gene Ontology annotation, molecular function: 5'-nucleotidase activity. The transcript has 11 exons. The coding region runs from base 453 to 2201 and encodes 582 amino acids.
CACGCCGGGUUUUGCUCCGAAAGCACCUUGGGUGCAACGUAGCCGCGCGCGCCCAUCGAUCGCGCGAGUUCUCCCCGUGGCCGGUCCUCGGUCUCUGAGAGAGGAAGGGAACACCCGAGAGGUUGGGCCUGCCUCCAGAGACUGCCGGGAGGUCGAAGGAAACGGACCAAUCGAAUGCCAGAUCCGGGUCACGGGUUUCGUCGUCACGUGGUUCCGCGACGCGCUAUUGGCUGGGCUCUUAGUGGUAGUGCGAUCGGCCCGUUGAUCGCCUGAUUUUGACGUUUCGUUCUUUUAUUUUUAUUUUUUUAUCUUGUUGACGUUACGAGUGCGAGCAAUUGGGGCCGGACGCAAUUCCGGAGACAAUUUUGCAAUAUUGUCCCGAUCAGCCGUGAACGAUCGGUCUGCUCGUCGUUGGGUCCCUGCAAUUCCGCUAUUUUUACGCGAGAACUUGAAUGCCUCCUGGUGAACUCGUAAAAAUGUGGCUGAAGGACAUUAGCGACGAUGCCUUGCCAGCAGCCGAAUUCGCUAAUUCGCGACGCAGCGUCCCACACGAAAUAUUCGUCAACAGAAGUCUGCAUUUGGAGAACAUCAAAUUCUAUGGAUUCGAUAUGGAUUAUACAUUAGCUGAGUACAAGUCGCCGCAGUACGAACAGCUUGGCUUUAAUUUACUGAAGGACCGUCUAGUAUCAUUGGGAUAUCCUCAUGAAAUAAAAGCGUUCGAGUACGAUCCUAGUUUCCCCGUCAGAGGAUUAUGGUUCGAUACUCUUUAUGGGAACCUUUUGAAAGUCGAUGCCUACGGAAACAUUUUGGUCUGCGUGCACGGAUUUGAGUUUUUAAAACACUCCCACAUAUAUGAACUUUAUCCCAAUAAAUUCUUACAAUUGGACGAGUCCCGAGUGUACGUCCUCAAUACUCUGUUCAAUCUACCGGAGACUUACCUGUUAGCCUGUUUAAUCGACUUCUUCACAAACUCGCCGCAGUAUACUCGCGAAAAGACCGGAGUUAAAGAAGGAGAGCUCACUAUGAGCUUCAACAGCAUCUUCCAAGAUGUGAGAAACGCCGUAGAUUGGAUACAUAUCCAGGGGGAUUUGAAGAGCAAGACGAUCGAAAAUCUGGAUGAAUACGUUAAGAAGGACGAGAGAUUGCCGAUGUUCCUCACUAGGAUAAGAGAAAGCGGCGCUAAGGUCUUUUUACUCACCAACAGCGACUACGUAUUCACCGACAAAAUUAUGACGUAUCUCUUCGACUUCCCACACGGUGCCAGACCCGACGAGCCUCAUCGAAACUGGAAAACCUACUUCGAUACUAUCGUGGUAGAUGCCUCGAAACCAUUGUUCUUCGGCGAAGGCACGAUCUUGAGGCAGGUCGAUACCAGAACAGGAGCUCUAAAAUUAGGAACACACAAAGGACCCCUACAUACGGGUGAAGUCUAUUCCGGAGGAUCCUGCGAUGUCUUUACCGAACUGAUAGGAGCCAAGGGCAAGGAUGUUUUAUACGUCGGUGAUCAUAUAUUUGGUGAUAUUUUAAAAAGCAAGAAGAUUCGGGGCUGGAGGACAUUUCUAAUCGUUCCCGAACUGGUCCAAGAACUCCACGUUUGGACCGACAAGUGCCAACUGUUUGCCGAGCUACAAAAUUUAGAUGUUAUGCUAGGAGAAAUGUAUAAAAAUCUAGAUAGCAGCACGAAAGAAAAGCCUGAUAUCUCAAAACUGAGGGCAUCCAUCAGGGAUGUUACGCACAAAAUGGACUUGGCUUAUGGAAUGAUGGGAUCCCUGUUUCGCAGUGGCAGUCGGCAAACAUUCUUUAGCAGUCAAGUCGUCAGGUAUGCCGAUUUGUAUGCGGCUACUUUCCUCAACCUGAUUUACUAUCCGUUCUCAUACAUGUUCAGAGCACCGGCUAUGCUAAUGCCGCAUGAAAGCACCGUGGCUCAUGAACAAAGAUUCGUCAUGGAGACGCCGAUGAUCAGUCGCUCUCGAACUUUCAAACUUGCCGAGGAAGAUGACGUUCAAUGCCGCCCCGUUACGGGCACAUUGGAGGUAGAUCAUUCCAAUACGCAGAUUCCACACGCAAGACCGGAAACGCCACGAAAUGUGACGCACACCCACGACGAAGACUGCAGCGACGACGACAGUGAUUCUCAGAAGCAUGGAAGCCACGUGAAAUCAUGUUCAAGAAAGUGCAAGAAGAACAUGAUUUCAAACUGAUGAAACGAGCAAGGUGUGCUAGAUGGUGUUAUUUUAUGGUUAUGUCAAAUACUAAGACGUUUCUUCACCAGCGUGAAUGAGUAUGCAUCGAAUUACAGGAACAUGACAAUCAGGGGUGUUGUUAUUUGUACAUUAUUUUGCGUUAAAGUAACCGCCCUGAAUUUCAUGUUUAUUCCAGUCUACGGUCAGUGUCAAUUUCAGAGGACACUGCGUUAAAGUUUCCACAGCUAUUUCACAUUAUUCAGCAAGGGCUGCAAGAGACAAACAGAAAUAUAGAUUGAGUACAAGAAAAUAGCCAGGCAGCAAUACAAUUCUAAUUUUAAGUACGUCCUUUUGAUUGGGAUGAUGUAAGCCGUCAUCUUUGUCAAUCGAGAUGUGUACGUUAUAUAUCUACGCAAACACGUAUAAAAUGCAGUUAAAAAUUUCCAAGUAAAAGUAAGGAUCAAAGUUGUCGUUAUUUAAUACAAUCGGAUUGUAAGUUUUCUAGGAAAAGUGUAGCUAUUAUCUUUACAUGCGGCUAUUGAAAGGGUUCAUUCUUGAUUUAGUCUUGCAUGUACUUGGAACUAUCUGUAAUUUUCGCACAACUUAACGAUAGAAUAUGACUUCCGAUUUUCACUUCAACUAUAGCAUGUACGUUAACUUCUGAAUAAUGUAACAAGUCGUAACGUACAUUCACCAGUGGUUUAACAAAUUACAGCCCCUGACGGCAACGCGUUGAAGAUUCUAGGAUACUUAAGAAAAAGUGCUUUUGGUGCCGUUGUAAAUUUCAGCAGCAUUUCAAGUGAGAUUGUGCUCUAGGCUAGUCUUUUUACAUGAAACUAUUUGAAUACCAUUCAAGAGGAAUCAAAGGAGAAAGUAAACGCGAGCAUCAAAGUAGAUAACAGAUAAGAUUUUGGACAUAUUAGCUACAUGAUCUUUGCUAUAGUAUGCGUGUUGAUUCCGUCGAUCCCUCGGUUCAAUAGAGCUUUCAAUUAUGAACAGACUGUAUGUACAUACUUGUUACAUGUGAGUAUGGAUCAAGUGACAUCACAUACAAAAACGUGGAUAAAAAUGUUACUUAUUCCACAUAAUAGGAUAUAAAAGAGGUAGGAUAAAUAUUUGCAUGAACAUAUUGAUUGCAGGUGAUUUACAUGCAUGAUACGAGAGUAAAUGCAGUUAUUCUAUAUUGCGUUGUAUAAAAUGUUACGUACACAUUGUAUAGAAAUUGGUUUUAUUUUGAAUAAAUUAAUAUAUUCUAACACGA